AUGCCUAAGGGGCGGCGCGGCAGCCACAGCCCCACGAUGAGCCAGCGGCCGGGCCCGCCCCUCUACUUUCCGUCCCUCUACGACCGCGGGAUCUCCUCGUCCCCGCUCAGUGACUUCAACAUCUGGAAGAAACUCUUUGUGCCGCUGAAGGCGGGCGGGGCACCGGCGGGCGGGGCGGUAGGGGGCCGUCCACUGCCUCUGGCGCCGCCGGCUCCAGCACCCCCGCCGCCGCCGCCUGGCCUGGGUCCCUCCAGGGAGGCCCCCUGUCCCCCGGCCUGGCCCUCCGGCCUAGCGUCCAUCCCCUAUGAGCCUCUGCGUUUCUUUUACUCCCCGCCGGGGCCCGAGGUGGCUGCCUCGUCCCUGGCGCCCAGCCCCACGACCCCCCAGCUUGCCUCUGCCUCCCACCCGGAGGAGUUGUGCGAGUUGGAGAUCCGGAUUAAGGAGCUGGAGCUGCUUACCAUCACUGGGGACGGCUUCGACUCCCAACGCUAUAAGUUCUUGAAGGCGUUGAAAGAUGAAAAGUUACAAGGACUGAAGACCAGGCAGCCUGGAAAGAAGUCGGCCUCUCUCUCCUGAGGAGCUGCUCACCAGAGCAGCUCACCUCUUUAGGUGUUAGUGCUUAGAUAAUAUGUCCCGUUUGUUGUCAUUUCAAAGAUCGAUAUUUUCUGUUCUGUAUUUACUGCUAUUCUUGUUGCUCCCAGCACAUACGUAUACAGUGCCCACUUACGUGGUAAAUCUCACCGUCUCUCUCCUCUCUGUGCUGCUGCUGAGAGAGCUCUCUGUCUCAUGGGGUCUGGAAGCUACUGCCCCGCUGGCAUUCAGGGGCUCCAAAGACCAGGGGAGGUGAUCCCCAACACUGCCAAGUCA
Molecule: messenger RNA, 867 nt
Organism: Rhinolophus ferrumequinum (greater horseshoe bat)
Lineage: Eukaryota; Metazoa; Chordata; Mammalia; Chiroptera; Rhinolophidae
Gene: C11H11orf91
Product: chromosome 11 C11orf91 homolog
Exons: 2
Coding region: 1-576 (191 amino acids)
Source: RefSeq, a predicted model, not a curated record